This is a messenger RNA of Salvia hispanica, 1083 nucleotides long. RefSeq names its product Alpha/beta hydrolase related protein (gene SUE4). NCBI's taxonomy places the organism in Eukaryota, Viridiplantae, Streptophyta, Magnoliopsida, Lamiales, Lamiaceae. The record is from RefSeq and is a predicted model, not a curated record.
UAUUUGACCACAACCGUUUCAGUCAAAUUCCUCCCAAUUCCGCCAUCUUCCCCUCUUUCCCCUCACUUUCUCUCUCUUCCCCCCUUUUUCUCCCUCUCUCUCCGAAUCCCAGCACGCAGUGAGAGCUCCACCGCAGCUAUGCGAUUCUCCAAAGACGAAAAAAAGCUCACCAAGGCCGCCGCGGCGCUCGCGAUUCCGCGAUGGAUCCGAACGCUCUUCUUCCUCAUCACGAUGCUGCUCUCUCUCCUAAUCUUCUCCGCUCCGAUCCUGCUAAUCGUCGCCGACGCGCUCCUCCCCUCCGCCUUCCUCUCCGCCGCCAUCCCGAUCAACCUCCAAAACCUCUCCUCUCACCUCACCAACUACGACUUCCGCUACUCUCUCAUCGACAUCCCCCUCGUCUCAAUCGUGCGCUCCGCCAUCAUCCUGUGUGUGUACAGCUUCUGCGACGGGCCGGGGCUGUCGAGGGGGCCGUACCUGGCGAUCGCGACGGUGUGCUCGGCGGCGUCGCUGGUGUACGUGUCGCUGAAGGCGUCGUACGUGUUCGUGAUCGGCGGGAGGGGCGCGGGGGCGAUGGAGACGGCGCUGUUCGUGUCGUCGUGGGUGCUGGCGAUUGGGCACGUCGUGGUGGCCUACAGGACUAGCUGCAGAGAGAGGAGAAAGCUUCUCGUGUACAAGAUCGACAUUGAGGCUGUUUCAGCUUGCAAGAAUGGGUUUCCAUAUCACAAAAUACUGCAAGAAGCAAGAAAAAAGUGAAGAAAACUAAUUAGUGUAUUCGUUUUGCGAUGCUUCAGGUUUAUCCGAAGGAUAACCGCGAAAGCUGUAGAGUAGGAGAGUGUAUGUGUAUAUACACGACAUUUUUGUAUAGCGUAUACGCGUGUGGCGUAUAUGUAUGAAUGUAAAGUGUGGUGAUUGGGGUUGUGAGAGGGCAGAGGGAGUGUUGUUCACAUGUAAAUAUAUAGAAAUUAUGGUGUUUAUCAGAACUGGUGCAGGUGUUUUCUCAUGUAAUUGAUAGUGAGAUUGUGCUUGCUGCUGAGUUCAUUUAUCUAAGAAUGUGAAAUUUAUUUAAAAUGAAAUUUGGUCCAA